AUGAGAAUUUGUUCAAGUAAUCCAAGAUGGAAGACGGUGACAAUAAAGCCGAUGUUGGCCUGGAUAAAGAGAAAAAGUCGUAUGCCGGAAUACCGGAGGCAGAUUUUGUCGACGAUGUCGACGCUUUCAUGGCAAAGCCGGAGAAUAAAUCGGCAGAUAAAGUAGUGCAGAUGUUGGAUGAAAACCAUAGUAAAUAUAAAUUCAUGGAAUAUAACUUGGUUAACAAGAGGAGACGGUUGAAGGCACAGAUUCCUGACCUAGAGAGAGCUCUAGAAAUGAUCAAAAAACUUCAAUUAGAGAAAAACAACAGCAAAGAUUUAGAAACACGAUUUCUUUUGUCUGAACAAGUUUAUGCAAAAGCUGUUAUUCCACCUACCGACAAAGUCUGUUUAUGGUUAGGUGCUAAUAUAAUGUUAGAGUAUACCCUGGAUGAUGCACAAGAAAUGUUAUCGAAGAACAUUGAGGCAGCAAAAAGGAAUUUGGGUUAUGUGGAACACGAUUUAGAUUUUGUCAGAGAUCAAUUUACGACAACAGAAGUAAAUAUGGCUCGCAUCCAUAAUUGGGAAGUAAAACGUAGACAAGCAGGAGCGAGUAAAGCAACAUAAAUUUUUUGUUCUUAUUUUUAAUUUGUAAUGAUUGCCUAAAACCCAACAAGUAAUUCUUUUAAAAUUCAAACAUAUACAAAUCCGUUUUACAAUGUAGGUGAUAUUGUCAAGAAAAACGCCUGUAACUGGAAAACUAUAUCUGGAAAUGUCAAUGGAACAAAGAAUUCAAACAUGUUUAGGUUAUAAGCUAGUUACACCAAUAUUUAUGUAUAUUGUCACAAAUAUAUCUGAAUUCUAAUUUGA
Molecule: messenger RNA, 848 nt
Organism: Megalopta genalis
Lineage: Eukaryota; Metazoa; Arthropoda; Insecta; Hymenoptera; Halictidae
Gene: mgr
Product: prefoldin subunit mgr
Biological process (GO): tubulin complex assembly; microtubule-based process; protein folding
Cellular component (GO): cytoplasm; prefoldin complex
Molecular function (GO): tubulin binding
Source: RefSeq, a predicted model, not a curated record